Molecule: messenger RNA, 1435 nt
Organism: Branchiostoma floridae (Florida lancelet)
Lineage: Eukaryota; Metazoa; Chordata; Leptocardii; Amphioxiformes; Branchiostomatidae
Exons: 8
Coding region: 266-1435 (389 amino acids)
Biological process (GO): signal transduction
Source: RefSeq, a predicted model, not a curated record
CCCGGUGUAGUUGGGGGCCAAUCGUGACGUCUAAUAGAAGUAGUUAGAACUAGUUAGAAGAUUAAAGUUACCAAAAGGGCAGGCAAACGAGACGCCCUUGUGGUGAUCACCUGUCUGAAAAGUUCCGUCGGGACGCUGCACACCUACAUGGCGGAGUUGAAAGUGUUCUAGCCGCAGGUGAGGCAGCUACAGGUGUUUCCCGUUCGCUCCACGCCUCCCGGAAGUAACACGAGAAAAAUAAAACAAUACCGCCGUACCUGAACCCAUGGCUGCCGUAGAAGUCCCCCCGUAUGACGUCCACCUGCCGUACGAAGGCGAGGCGUGCGGAGAGUUCAUGUCCAGCAGGCUGAUGGACCCUCUGGCUGCAGCCGGGUACAGGACCUACACAACCAAGUACUACCUACCCGGACAGCCUCUGUUGGAUGAGUUCAUCAAGGGUGUACAGCAGAGCAGAGUCACGGUCCUGCCGCUGUGUCAGACCUUCAUGGCUUCUCAGUACUACUGGUACGUGGAAAACAGCAUCCACGACCGCAGCGUCAUCAGAGAAGGCUCCGUCAUCUUCGUCAGGAUGGAGGAGGACUGCUCUCUGUCUCAGAAACUCAAGCCGUUCGGGUUUCUGGACUUCACCACGGACGCUGCGUAUGAGGAGGCGUACCCACGACUUCUACGCACGCUAGGUCCUCCAUCCUCAGCCCCCCAAAUGCAACAGCACCCAACGACUCGCGCUGACGAAAUUUACGACGACGACACUUACGACGACGUCUUCGUCAACAACGACGUUGACGAAGACCAGCAAAUGCCGAGAAGUAAUUUCGUCCACGCCACGCACCGGACCUUUGACGCCAUGGGCCCGCAGAUCCACACCGACUUGGUGGAGCCAGAAAAGGCAUUGCUGUCGGCAUGCAAAGAGUUCGAAUGGUCCGAGUGGUCCCUGAAGGCGUUCUGUCAGGACCCGGACAGCUACAUCCAGCGGGUACAGAAGAUCACUCCGCCGCUGAGAGAUGACGUGGAAAAGGUCCUGCUCCUGGCCAUCCUGCCCCAGCAGCAGACCCACCGAGGCAGCUGCAUCACCCUGGCGAAGCUCAGCUGCUGCGGGCUGCCCAGGGUGGAGGGUCAGGCGCUGGAGGCGCUCCUGACUGUCAUUCAUCAGAACAUAUUAAAUCAAGGCACAGACUACGCCGAGUCUGGCGGUCUCAGUGACGUCACGAAGGAGGUGCUGUACGUCCUGUCCAAUAGGGACGCCCUGAGACAGUGGACGCGCGGGACCACCCUGCUGCGGAUCCAGGUGUGCUGCGUCUUGCUCAUCUGCCUGCACGUUUCAUACGUCAACGGCGACGUCGGGCUGGAGUUUUCUGCGGAAGAACUGAAGAAAACUCAGAACGUAAUCAAGCACAAGAUUGAAACCUUCGAUGCGACAGAUCUGAGGUUCAGGUAA